This is a messenger RNA of Mugil cephalus (flathead mullet), 1994 nucleotides long. Its product is annotated as potassium channel subfamily K member 16-like. The record is from RefSeq and is a predicted model, not a curated record. Gene Ontology annotation, molecular function: potassium ion leak channel activity. The transcript has 5 exons. NCBI's taxonomy places the organism in Eukaryota, Metazoa, Chordata, Actinopteri, Mugiliformes, Mugilidae. Gene Ontology annotation, cellular component: membrane. Gene Ontology annotation, biological process: stabilization of membrane potential; potassium ion transmembrane transport. The coding region runs from base 29 to 901 and encodes 290 amino acids.
GUGUCCUCUCUGGAGUUGGGGGAGGUUGAUGGCUACGAUUCAGUUGGUCCCGGUGAAAGUGAACUGGACAGCAUUUUUGGCUCUGGCCUAUUUCACAUACCUGCUGGUGGGAGCCAUCGUCUUCCAGAUACUGGAGCGAGAUGCUGAGAGCAACAGCAGAAACCACUUUCAACUGGAGAAGUUGCAUUUCUUGUCUAAUUAUACAUGUCUGGAUGGACCAGCACUGGAGAAGUUUGUUCAGGUUAUUUUAGAUGCCUGGGAAAAAGGAGUAAAUCCCUCAGGCAACUCAACAAACCCGAGUAACUGGGAUUUUAGCAGCUCCUUCUUCUUUGCAGGCACAGUAGUCACAACUAUAGGCUAUGGAAACCUCUCCCCAAGCACUGUGUCUGGCCAAGUGUUUUGUGUGUUUUACGCACUGUGUGGGAUUCCACUGAAUGUGGCUUUCCUCAAACAGCUGGGGAAGUGUCUCAGCAUACACGUGGGUCGACUAGAGAGGGGGAUAAUGUCAGUCGUUUCGCACAAGCAAGCAGUUGAGGCUUUGGCUGUGAGUUUAUUCUUCAUCAUUGGCAGCCUUCUGUUUCUGGUUGUCCCUCCUCUGCUGUUCAGUUACGUGGAAGACUGGACAUUUGGAGAGGGCUUCUAUUUCGCCUUCAUCACUCUCAGCACCAUCGGUUUUGGGGAUUAUGUGGUGGGGACUGACCCAGGGAAGGAGUACAUCUCUCUGUACCGCUGCCUUGCAGGCAUUUGGAUCAUCUUUGCCCUUGCCUGGCUUGCUCUUAUCCUCAACGUGGGAGCCAGAAUAAUGGAGAAAGUGGUUUUACUGACUCAUUCAAGCUUUAAGAAACAAGAGGAUGAAGAGGACGUGACAUCCACUAAACUAGAAGACGCGUCAAAGGUCUGACAGUGGACUGUAGAUAUGACCAUCACCAUUAUUGACUUGCUGCCAUAUGUGUAGAGCGUUUGUUUUCUGUACAGGCUGUAUUACCAGGUAGCAGCUAUUUGACUAUUAGCAAAACUAUUUUUGUAUGAUGUGUGUUCAUGUACUCACUGUGUGAUGAUUUGACUGGAAACAUUACAGCUGUUGUUUAGCAUUUCUACCUCAAUUAAGCCAAAGAGUACAGUCUGAAUCAGAAGAUAUGUUUAAUCAGCUAGGAGUCACGCAGUUACAAAAAAAAGAUUAACUGAUUUACGAUUAGUACUUGUAUCUACCUUUAAUUCCCACAUUUCUAAUUAGAUGUUAAGCAGAGGUGUCACUUCUAAGUUUUCAUUUCAUUUGCAUAAUGUCACACUGUAUAUUUUAUGAGUGUGUUUGUUUGCGUGUCUGUAAUUUGCUCAUGCACUGACGGUAAACCUCAGUGAAUUGAGCACAGAGGGCUAUCUUAAACAAACACAUUAAUCAAGUCAAUGAUGUGAACUGGAAAAAAGGGAGGACAGCUAUCAUCUGUCACCUUUUUUUUUUAGUUUGCUCAAAAACUGUCCAAACCUGGAAUGGAACUACGUAGACUAUGUCUUUCAUACAUCAGCUACAGAAAGUCUUUAAACCAUCAGGUUUUCAUGAUGUAAGAAAACAAAGGUGAGUCAUAUCAGGAUGAUUCAUUUAGAAAUUUACAACCUACGCAAUUGCACAAUAUGACACAAUUCCGAGGAAAAAAUACUCUGUCAGACUGUGCGGGCAUCUUCUGUGUCGGGCACUCUUCAGGUCCCCCACAGAUUUUCUAAAUUCAGGUCUCUUGUGAAGCAUUUUCUAAUGUUUUUCUUUUGAUCUGAUCUUUUGUCUCAUCUGUUUUGGAGGGACAUCUUAUGUUUUGAUGAACACAGGUGUGGACUCUUUCAAAUGAAUUUCCUGAGAUGUGAUUCUCAAUGCACAUAGUCAUAAGUUUUUUCUCUGAUAUGCAUCACAUUGGUUUCCAGUGUUCAAGUGACAUUUUUAGAAUAAAUGUACAAACGUUUGGAAAUGAUUUACUAUUGUUUGAUUGUAUUUUAUUUUUACAUAA